This is a messenger RNA of Procambarus clarkii (red swamp crayfish), 2320 nucleotides long. RefSeq names its product prenylcysteine oxidase 1. The record is from RefSeq and is a predicted model, not a curated record. Gene Ontology annotation, biological process: prenylcysteine catabolic process; prenylated protein catabolic process. Gene Ontology annotation, molecular function: prenylcysteine oxidase activity. NCBI's taxonomy places the organism in Eukaryota, Metazoa, Arthropoda, Malacostraca, Decapoda, Cambaridae.
GCUAAUCAAAAUACCACAAUCAUUAAACCUAACCAGCGAUCGGUGGUAAAACUUUUCGCCAAUUACUCUGCAAGAAAAAGAGUUUCUUGCGCCCCUACAGGAGGGAAGGAUGAUCCAGUGGCGUGUCUCCUCAGUGUGACUGUACCCUAGUAGUGUCAGGUGCUAGAGGUGAGGAGAGUCGCUGCUGGCUGACAGGGACGAGGCUGCUGCUCUGACCAGCACUGACGCGCCAUUUAACACCGGCCAUCACCCAAGACCCACAUUGUUAUACACACUUGAUACAUCUGCAAUAUGCUUCAAAUACAUAAACUAUGCCUAGUGGGCUUCCUGACUCAAGUAAGGAGAUCAUGGACCUUGCAAGAUGAAAUCUCUGUAACCUUUCCAAAAAUAGCUAUUGUUGGUGGUGGCAUAGGAGGCACAGCUACAGCUUAUUUCUUGCAAGAAUUGUUUGGAGACAAUGUAAUAAUUGAUCUUUACGAGUCGGAGAGGAUUGGUGGCAGAUUGGCCACUAUUCCAAUAGGUGAACACGAGUAUGAGGUUGGCGGCUCUAUUAUUCAUCCAAAGAAUCAGUAUAUGCUCAAUUUUGUACCAAAAUUAGGUUUGGAACCGAGGCACACCUGUAAAGGAAAAUUGGGGAUAUUCAAUGGUGAAACAUAUGUGUUCAGAGAUAGUGCCUGGGAUAUUAUCAGCUUGGGAAAACUUUUCUGGCGGUACGGAUGGGAUAUGUAUCGUCUUAAUAGGUUGACAGCAGAAAUGUUGGGAGACUUUACCAAAAUUUACAAACUGCAGUCGGAAGGAUAUGCUUUUAAAGAUGUAGCCUCCUUGCUUCAUGCUAUUCACCCCAACUUCCAGGAGAUGACAAAAAAAUCUUUAGCAGCCUGGCUCAAAGAAAUUGGUAUUCAUGAACUGAUGAUUGAUGAAUUAAUCACUGCCGUUACUCAGUGCAAUUAUGGACAGACUCCAAGUAUUCAUGCAUUUGUUGGAGCUAUAUCUGUGGCUGCUGCUGAUGAAGAGCUGUGGUCAGUGUUAGGAGGUAACAAAAGAGUGGCAGAGGAACUGCUCAUCAACUCUCAUGCUGCAUAUCUCAGACGUUAUGUUACGGAGGUUGCUCAGAAUAAGGGAUAUUUUACAGUCACCUCAACUGAGACAGUAGUUAAAAAUCUAUUCACCGAGGGGAAUCCUAAUAUCCCAGAGAUGAAUUCUUCCUAUGACCCUCGAACUCAACAGUAUGACAUUGUUAUUUUUGCUGCACCUCUAACCAAAGAUAAAAGUUCAAUUAAGUUGGUUAAUUUUACAAAGGACUUGGAGUUUCCAGGACGUUAUGAAAGAAUUCUCUGUACAAUGGUACAAGGAGAAGUUAGACCUGAAAGUCUCCUUUUAACACCAGAAGAUGACAUUGAUGAAAUUUUAGUAUCAAAUCCUGGGCUCAUCUUUAAUUCAUUUGGAAAGCAAUGCCCUGUUGAUAAUUAUGAUAAGACAAAUUCUCCAGAUGUGUGGAAGAUAUUUUCUUCGGUGCCUUUAGGAGAGGAACAGUUGGAUAUAUUUUUUAAAAAACGCAACUCCACCGAUGUGAUUGAUUGGUUAGCGUAUCCUCGCUACGAUUCCGAUCAACAAUUGGGAAACUUUGAAUUGCUUCCAGGAGUUUAUUAUGUGAAUACCAUUGAAUGGGCAGGAAGUGCAAUGGAGAUGAGUGCAAUUGGAGCAAAAAAUGUUGCACUUCUAGCAUUUAAAUACUGGCUGCAAGACCCAAAUGCCGGUAUACUUACAACAUUUAGGGAUGAACUGUGAUAUCAAUUAUUUAAGUUAAUAUUAGUUGAAAGAGAUCCAUGCAAAGCACAGGGUUCAACUGUGAAACCCACCAUGUGUGUGUAUAUAUAUGUAUGUUUAUAUAUAUAUAUUAUAUUAAUAUAAUAGUAUAUUUAUAUAUAUAUAUUAUAUUAAUAUAAUAGUAUAUUUAUAAAUAUUUAUAUAUAUUCAGUAUUUAUAAAUAUAUUUAUUAUAUUUAUAUAUAUUAAGCAUAUUUUUGGGGAAUAGUGUUUUAUUGUACAACUCUUGGUGAUUGGUGUAAAUCUUUUGUCCGUUGUGUUUGGAUACAUGUACAGUACCAGUACUUCAUAUUGCUUUCUGGAUAACUGGUUUGCAAAUUUCGAUGAAAAUAAAUUAAAAUGAGUAAAAUUAAAGGUCUACCUGGACUAAUAGUUAGACGAGUUGAUUGUUAAAUUUAUGUAGGGGUAGUGAUUUGUAUAUUGUUAAUCUCUUAUUGUAGAAGAGGUGCAUAAUUUUCUUUAAAUUAGAGCAUUUCAAUAAAAUUAGAAAAAUU